GCGGCGACGGAGGACGGAGUGCAGAGAGGCAAACACAAGAAAAUGGUUUAUAAUAAAAAGUUGACAUGUCAGAUUGAACUGCAGGGGGAAGAAAAGGUGACGGUGAUGGAGCUCCUGAGAUGUUUACGAGAACUGUGCGGGGGACUGAUGACCUGCAGACAGCUGUCAGCGACAAAGUUCAAGGUGACGAUGACCAGAGAAGCCGGACUGAGGCGGCUCCUGGACGGCUUCAAGAUAUGGAGUACUGUGAUAAUUGCCAAAGAACUAACAAAUGAUGAGCUGGUGGUAUCUUUUCUGGCACUGCCAGCUUAUAUAACGGACGAGGAAAUUAUAAAAAAACUAACAAGGAGGGAAGUGACGACGGUGUCAUCAAUUAAAAGGAGGAUGUGGCCCAGAACAAACAUAGAUGAUGGCACAAGGUGCGUGACAGUUAUACUUAAAGAUUAUGUUCAAUCGCUGCCGUAUUCUGCCAAAUUCAUGACUGUUACCAGCCCGGAAUAUGUAAGAGUAAUUCAUGACAGAGAAGGAAGUGGUCUGAGACUCACUCCAGGACCUGGACUUUGUGCAGAUGUGUGAUGAGGACCAGCAGCAGCUGGUCUCUGAGCUGACAGUGACUGAGGUCCAGCUCAGUCAGUCCUUCACAGGAGUCCAGCAUCUGGACCAGACCUCCACAGACCCUCUGGUCCAGUGUGGUGUGACUGAGGUCCAGCUCUCCACCCAGAGCUCCACACAGGGACUCGGCCCGUCUCACUGUGUCCCUCUCAGAGUGGA
Messenger RNA from Amphiprion ocellaris (clown anemonefish), 771 nucleotides. RefSeq lists its product as uncharacterized. The record is from RefSeq and is a predicted model, not a curated record. The transcript has 2 exons. Bases 43 to 576 code for a protein of 177 amino acids. NCBI's taxonomy places the organism in Eukaryota, Metazoa, Chordata, Actinopteri, Pomacentridae.